GCCUCCCCGAUCACCGUGCGCCGAUUGCGCGCCGACGACGACCGCAAGGGCUUCCGCGCACUUCUGAGUCAACUCACCACGGUCGGCGAGGGCGAUUUUAAGCGUCGCUUCCGCGCGAUCGCGGAUGGCCCGGAGUACGUGUACGUGAUCGAGAGCGCGUGCGGGACGCGCGUGGUGGCGAGCGGGACGCUGCUGCUCGAACGAAAGUUUACGCGGAAUUGCGGGACGUGUGGACACAUUGAAGACGUAGUGGUGGAUUCGAACGAACGAGGCAAGGAUCUGGGUAGGGUAAUCAUUGAAGCGUUGACGAAGGCGGCGGAGUUUGCCGGUUGUUACAAGGUGAUUCUGGACUGCUCGGAGGCAAACGCCGGAUUUUAUGAGCGAUGCGGAUACGUGAGGAAGGAGAUUCAGAUGGCGAAAUACUUU
Molecule: messenger RNA, 426 nt
Organism: Ostreococcus lucimarinus CCE9901
Lineage: Eukaryota; Viridiplantae; Chlorophyta; Mamiellophyceae; Mamiellales; Bathycoccaceae
Exons: 1
Biological process (GO): UDP-N-acetylglucosamine biosynthetic process
Cellular component (GO): endoplasmic reticulum-Golgi intermediate compartment; Golgi apparatus; endoplasmic reticulum
Molecular function (GO): monosaccharide binding; glucosamine 6-phosphate N-acetyltransferase activity
Source: RefSeq, a predicted model, not a curated record